AUGUCGGCCGAAGACGACUCCUCUGACCUCUCUUCCUUGUCUUCACUUUCGCCUGCACCUUUUGAUAUCGAGCUGGAUGAGCCAGCUGUUGAGUCCAAACCGAAGAAGGGCAUCCAGAAAUACUUCUCCAAAGCUAGAAAUCAACCGCCAAAGGAGGCUUCGCCUCCGCCUCGAAAACGGUCACCCUCACCACCUCAUGAAUAUGUAUUGGCCGACAAUCCUGAUAUUGCAUUUAUUGUAAUGUUCAGGAGCCGAUUCCACGAUGCAUUUCCGAAAUCGCUUGCCCAUUUCGGCCCCCAAGAACUCGAGCGCGAUGUUGUCGAACCUAUUCCUGGCGAGCGAGCCGAACACUUCCUUUGCGCGUUGCUAGGGUUACUAUUGAAUCGCAAGCAAGAUGUCAAGUACGGCAAGACCCUAAUCAGCAAAGCACAACAUGCUAAUGAAUUUUUCUUCAGGCCUGGUCAUUAUGGUCGCGCAUUGGAGGAUGCCGUCAGCUCCCACAAGAGCCAAUGGGCGCCUGCUUGGGAGGACAAAAGUCCUCUGUCUGGUGGUGCAACUUUUACCUCGAUGAAUCCUACACAAAGGCUCACACUGCUGCGAUACCUCAUUCUCUGGUCCCUUUCAUCCUCCGAAACCGUCAAAGCACUUAUCAACCAGUCUUAUAAGCAGAACCGCCACGAAGACGACCUCAAUCAACCUCGAGCGGUACAGCCUUGGGGAUCGGACGGCGACAAGCGUCGUUAUUUUCUGGUCGAAGGACAAGACGAUACAGCUUUCCGUGUAUAUCGAGAAAGCAACCCCGCUGGAUCGAACCGAACAUGGUGGAGCGUGGCGGGCACUAUCGAUGAGCUAAAGGCUUUGGCUGAGAAACUCGAGAUCAAGGACGGUGGCCCAAAAGCUACAAAGCUGGCCCAAAAGAUGUUCACAGCCGUUCCCCGGUUCGAAGCUGGCGAGGAGAAACGAAAGCGCCGUGAUUAUCGUCAACAGCGUAAAGAACAGUUCAAGCGACCUGAGCCUGGGUUUUCGCUUUACGAAGGCCGUACCAGAGGCAAGAAAAUGAAAUAUACAUAUUCCGACGACGAGGACAUCUUUACCACCGAUUCGACAACUCGACGCUCUACUCGCAAUACAGGAACCCACACCCCAGUCGAGACUGGCCCGGUCACCACCGCCAGCGGCCGUCAGAUCAAGGCGCCAACCCGACUGAACCCCACAACUGGAAGCAGUGCCCCUGGUAGUGUACAGGGAGACACAUCUGAUGUUGAGAAGGAGAGCUCUGUUGGCCCAACGGGACGGCCGCGACGAACAGCAGCAGUGAACCAUGGCACAAGUGGUUGGUCCGAAAACAACAAAGCUCCCAGACGCAAGGCGACUGAUGAUUCUGAUGAGGAGAGUGAGACUCAGUUUGGGGACGAUGAGGAAGAUGUCGACGAACACGUACCCGAGGAAUCAGAAGACGAAGAAGAGUUUGACGAAGACGAUCCAAUGGCCGAUGACGAUGAGGAAGUCCAGAACCGAAGUCUGGUUGUCAAGCUUUCAGUCACACCUCCGAAACUGCGGAAUGUCCUGGGAUCUAAUCCUCAAGCUGGAAACAAACUACCAACGCCGAGCUCUGACAUGGGGAACGAAGAACGUCGGCGUUCAGAGGCGCCUAAUGUCGAGAUGGAAGAUGCACCAGCGGCUACUCCCAGCAAGGAACCGCAAGCUACAACUCAGCAAUCUCCUAUCCCAGACCCCGACUCUGUUGAUCACCAGGAGAAGACAUCAGCAGUUAUUCAUGCUACAUCCUUGGCUUUUAGAGGGAGUCCAGAAAAGACGCAUGCACAGCCGGCUUCCCGGCCUCUUGAUGCUGGUGCAAAAGACGAGUAA
Molecule: messenger RNA, 1869 nt
Organism: Fusarium sp. VM40
Lineage: Eukaryota; Fungi; Ascomycota; Sordariomycetes; Hypocreales; Nectriaceae
Source: the annotation of a GenBank genome assembly